UUUAUUGAUACAACUCUGCUGCCGACCGACUCGGACCUGCUGUAAAUUUAUUACAAAUUAUAAGAAUAAUUAACACAUAAAAGCAAGAUGACUGGCAUUAUGGACACAAUAGAAAUGCCAAAAUUACCGGAAAAUCAAAAAACAUUCGCCGGCAUACCAGAAGCAAUAUUUCUAGAGGAAAUUGAUACGUUUAUGACACAGCCUGAGAACGAAAAUUGUGAAAAAGUGUUGCAGAAGUUGGAUGAGCAGCAUGGAAAGUAUCGCUUUAUGGCCUACAAUUUGGAGGCGCGUCGCCGUAAGCUGAAAUCUCAAAUUCCAGAUUUAGAGCGAUCUUUGGAAAUGGUGAAUGUGUUGCGCAAAGAGGAUGAGGAGCGAGAGACGCAAUUCUUGCUCAGUGAUCAGGUGUUCAUCAAGACCCUGGUGCCACCUACAAAAACGGUCUAUCUUUGGCUUGGUGCCAGCGUAAUGCUGGAAUAUCCGCUGGACGAGGCAGAGUCAUUGUUAAAGCAAAAUAUUACAUCUGCCGUGGGCAAUCUAAAGUCUGUUGAGCAUGAUCAGGACUUUGUCAGAGAUCAAAUUACGACAACCGAGGUAAACAUGGCACGAGUAUACAAUUGGGGCGUUAAAAAGCGACAGGCUGCGGCUAAAACUAACGCAACUCCUGCUACGCCCUCCUAGAUAGUUCUCAAAAGUUGUAAACUAAGCAAGAACAGAAUAACAAACAAUUACAAAAGGUAAUUCGGGUGUCGUUCCUUUUGAAUUAUUUAUUUGAAGUUAACAAAAUCGAUAAACCCAAAUAAAACACUCAGUUAUCCGUGCUUUCAAAAUUAAUAACCAUUUGGAAACUAAUAACAAAGCGACUCUACGUGCAUUUUUACUUGUUUUAAUAUCUAUUUGUAAUAAAUAUGAAUUACGAUGCA
Molecule: messenger RNA, 920 nt
Organism: Drosophila innubila
Lineage: Eukaryota; Metazoa; Arthropoda; Insecta; Diptera; Drosophilidae
Gene: mgr
Product: prefoldin subunit 3
Exons: 3
Coding region: 88-678 (196 amino acids)
Biological process (GO): tubulin complex assembly; protein folding; microtubule-based process
Cellular component (GO): prefoldin complex; cytoplasm
Molecular function (GO): tubulin binding
Source: RefSeq, a predicted model, not a curated record